CGCAUGCGCAGUACAGAGCGCCGCUUAGCGCUCUGUGUGUGCCACUGAGACAGCAAAAAAAAAAAAAAAAGAAAAAACCCGGUACCUCAGAAAAUAAAGAUAAAAUUAAAAAUAAUUGCCGUGACGCUGGUGAGGAGAUUUCUUAUCACCGGUUAGAUUUCAUCUGAGAGGUGUUUGGGGUAUCGCCGCCUCAACGCUCCGUUUCUCUCUGAAGUCGUCGUCUCUUCCUGUGCCAAACUGUCGGACAUGUCAGGUCCAGUGCCAAGCCGAGCACGGGUUUACACUGAAGUGAACACACACCGGCCCCGGGAAUACUGGGAUUACGAGUCACAUGUGGUCGAGUGGGGAAAUCAGGAUGAUUUCCAGCUGGUGCGGAAGCUUGGGCGCGGAAAAUACAGUGAAGUGUUCGAGGCAGUAAACAUCACCAACAAUGAGAAAGUGGUGGUGAAAAUACUGAAGCCUGUGAAGAAGAAGAAAAUAAAGCGUGAGAUAAAGAUCUUGGAGAACCUGCGAGGAGGCCCAAACAUCAUCUCGCUUGUGGACAUCGUCAAAGAUCCGGUGUCCCGAACUCCUGCCUUGGUUUUUGAACACGUGAACAACACAGACUUUAAGCAACUCUAUCAGACAUUGACGGACUACGACAUUCGGUUCUACAUGUACGAGAUCCUGAAGGCCCUUGAUUACUGCCACAGCAUGGGGAUCAUGCACCGAGACGUCAAACCACACAACGUCAUGAUUGAUCACGAACACAGGAAGCUGCGUCUUAUUGAUUGGGGUCUCGCGGAGUUUUAUCACCCGGGACAGGAGUACAAUGUCCGAGUUGCCUCACGCUACUUCAAAGGACCAGAGCUUCUCGUCGACUAUCAGAUGUACGAUUACAGUCUGGACAUGUGGAGUCUCGGCUGCAUGUUGGCCAGCAUGAUCUUCAGGAAGGAGCCUUUCUUCCAUGGCCAUGACAACUAUGACCAGUUGGUGAGAAUAGCCAAAGUCCUCGGAACUGAAGACCUCUACGAUUACAUCGACAAAUACAACAUUGAGCUGGAACCUCGCUUCAAUGACAUCCUGGGAAGACAUUCGCGUAAACGAUGGGAGCGCUUCGUACACAGUGAGAAUCAGCACCUGGUGAGUCCCGAGGCUUUGGACUUCCUGGAUAAACUGCUGCGAUAUGACCAUCAGGCCCGACUGACGGCGCGGGAGGCCAUGGAGCAUCCCUACUUCUACCCUGUGGUGAAGGAUCAGUCUCGCAUGGUGGGGUCCGCUAAUGUUCCAGCACUCAACACCGCAGUGAGCACCGCCACACUGAUCACAGGGAUCGCUGCUCUUCCUGCCUCCACGGCUCUGGGCCCGCUCGCCGGCUCGCCCGUCCUCUCAGCUGCCAAUAACCUCAGCGCUGUCGUGCCCACCGCUGCUGCCGGAGCCACACAGUGACCCCGAGGGACGGACAGCCUCUGGCCUCUCGCUUCAGCCUGCAGGGGAUGAUUGGAAAAGUGUUCCUCUGUAUGCCCCUCCCCCUGCUCUUCCUGGUCCCUCCCCCUUUUCUCUCUCCUACGCCACACUCAUAAACAUUCACCUCAAGUUAAACAAACUCUACUGGUUUAACAGUUACCUGAACCGUACGGACUACUCUGUGUGUGUGUGUGUGUGUGUGUGUGUGUGUGUGAGAGAGAGAUGGAAUGAUGAUGUUAAGCACAUUUUUCCCGCAUGUUAGAAAGGAAAAGUGUGUGUGAAGCUGAUUUAGGAUUAGCUCUACGCUAAAAACUCAAACACGGCUAAUCACAAAUCAGGUUGGUGUUUUGUUUUGUUUUUUCACCGACACAGAACCAGUGAUAUUUUUUUUAAUUGAUUUUUUAUUUUUUUGUAGAACCACAGUUCCACCAGGUCGAUCGUUGAGCCUAAAGGGGAAAAAAUAUCAUGUUCAGUGUUUACAUGUUUCUUCCUUCACGCUGCUCAGCUUCAGUAUCACAAAACAUCGUCCGGAUUUUCCAUCCAGUCCACAUGUCAGUGUUUGUUUGUUUGUUUGUUUGUUUGUUUGUGAAAAUGUUUACUGCACACAAACACAGGAUGUGAAUCAUCACGAAACAUUCACACCUCAGAAGCUCUGAGAGGUUCCUCUGAUGCACACUCGGAGCUCUGACGUCUUUAUUUUUAAUAUAAUGGUUUAUUUUAUUUUAUUGGCCUGGAAAAUUAAAGUAAAUUUGACUGGAAAAGAAUUAGAAUUAAAUACAAACAUGUUUUAAGAUUAAUCUGAGGAAUUAAAGUGGUUUUAUAGUUUAUUUAGGGGCCCAAGCAUCAGGAAGCUUUCAUCAGGAGCCUUCUUUUAAUUCUUCUUAUUUUUCUCCUUGUUCUUUAUCCUGUUUGUUUGAUUUUUUUCUUUCUUCCUCCAUUUUUUUCCUUCUUACUUCUUCGUUUUCUCUGUUUUUCUUAUAUUUCUUUUUCCUUCUUGUUUUUCUUAGUUUUCUUUUACAUUUUUUUCUAUUUAACAAAUCAGAGCAGAAAUCUAAUUUCAUCUCAUUAUCUGUAGCUGCUUUAUCCUGUUCUACAGGGUCGCAGGCGAGCUGGAUCCUAUCCCAGCUGACUACGGGCGAAAGGCGGGGUUCACCCUGGACAAGUCGCCAGGUCAUCACAGGGCUGACACAUAGACACAGACAACCAUUCACACUCACAUUCACACCUACGCUCAAUUUAGAGUCACCAGUUAACCUAACCUGCAUGUCUUUGGACUGUGGGGGAAACCGGAGCACCCGGAGGAAACCCACGCGGACACAGGGAGAACAUGCAAACUCCACACAGAAAGGCCCUCGCCGGCCCCGGGGCUCGAACCCGGACCUUCUUGCUGUGAGGCGACAGCGCUAACCACUACACCACCGUGCCGCCCCAGAGCAGAAAUAAAUAAAUAAAGGUGCAAACAUUAAGUCGUUUUCAUUCAGAUUCUUUUUUGUUCUUUAUUUCCCUUUUCUUGUUUUUGUUUCUUAUUUUUCUCUUUUCCUUUUCUUCUGUUUCUUGUUUUUAUCUUUUUUCUGUUAACCUUCUUUUCUUCUCCUCUCAUUUUGCUUUAUAUUUUCACCUGAGUUGUUCACUCCGGUGCGUCUCGUGCAAAACGAGAAAUCGUUCCUCACUUAACAUCAGCAGUGUCGUAGCAUAAACACGCAACAACGUCAUAAACAAGAUCGUAAUCAUUUCUUGAUGUAUCGUCUGUUCUUUCCUCAACAAUAAAUCGUGAUUAUGCAAAUAAACUCUAAUCUCACAUGUUUGUUUCGAGGUUUUCAGCUCCGUGUUGGUGUAAAAGCUUUAUUGCUGAACCUCGAUGGCUGUAGAGUUUUACUCGUCCUGGUGCUGCCUGUUAAACACUCGCUGCGUCCUCAUGACCGUAACACCGCGGUGUUUUAAACAGAAUCAUGUGUGUUUAGAUUCUGCAGGAUCGUCAUCUCUCCAUCGUGUGGGAUCCUGCAACAGGAAAUUAAUCUCCACAGAGUGUUUACUGUCUACAAACACUUCACAUGGCAAUAUCACUUUUCUAACUAAUUUUUUUAUGUUCUGAAACCUGCUGCUAUCCUCCUCAGAUGAGCACUUCAGUGGAUUCGGUUCUUCAGAUGUUCUUUUUUAUUUUAAAGGCAGAAAUAAAUAUAUUUAAUUUCAAUCCAAAAGUAUUAAUUCGAUGUCAUUUUAUUCUUCUCAUCAGGCAGAGCUGCACUCUGAUUGGCUGAUGGAGAGUACUGGGUAACCAGUCAGUGAGCUUUCUCUUAAUUUAUGCAUUUGGGGAAAAAAAAAGAAGCCUUUCAGAGCGUGCAUCUGGAUUUAAAGUUUAAAUCCCAAACUUUUGAUUUGUACACGCUUAUUUAUGGAAAAAAAUCUCGAGGCUUUCAGAAGCGUUCCUCACGUAGAUGAUUUUCCUUUUGUAAAUUAAAGCCAAUGGAAAAAUGCAGAUCUUGUGUAAGUUGUGUAGAAAAGAUUUAGGUGAAAAUUGUACAGUGUACAAUAAACUGAGACACGUUCAGUGACAUCACACCAACAUCCUCAGAGCUUUCCACUUCACUCAGACUGUUCAGUGACUCCACAAAAACACAAACAGACUCACUCAGAAAUCCAUCAAAUUACACACACACGAGUUCAUGAUGAGAAUUGUGGAGUUGUUUUAUUUUACAGUAGUGCGAUGUUUCUUUUCUCCACUUCUGAGAAGAUUUUAACGCCCCUUCAACAUAUCAGAAAGAUCUUUACUCAGUAUUGUGGGUUUUGGGUUUUUUUUUUUUUGAACUGCCGGCGUUUAUCCAUGAUGUAAAUCUGACACACACACACGCACCCUCUCACUCAUGGUUGUAUAUAUGUCUCUGUCCUCCUGUAGAGCAGUAGUGUUUCAGGAUAUUUGUGUAAAUAAAUGUGUUUUAUUUA
Molecule: messenger RNA, 4386 nt
Organism: Neoarius graeffei (lesser salmon catfish)
Lineage: Eukaryota; Metazoa; Chordata; Actinopteri; Siluriformes; Ariidae
Product: casein kinase II subunit alpha
Exons: 13
Coding region: 247-1428 (393 amino acids)
Biological process (GO): protein phosphorylation
Cellular component (GO): nucleus; protein kinase CK2 complex; cytosol
Molecular function (GO): ATP binding; protein serine/threonine kinase activity
Source: RefSeq, a predicted model, not a curated record